AUGAUCACCAUCCACCAGGACGCCGAGUGUAUGGCAAAUAUACUGCCGGCCGUGCCCGUGCGCGCGGAGAAGCGGUUCUUCGCCUUUCAGGACGCUAUCUCGGCCCCGGCAGCCCUCUCACUCUCGCAGACCGGCACGCUCACCCUCGUGAUCGAGCAGGACGGUGUGCCUGUCUCUCAUAAUUUCAGCAAACAGCUGGGUAUCUUGAAUUUCGUGACAGCCUUUGAUGCUCGCCAAGGUGAAGGCGGGAACCUCAGUAUUGCUAUCGCUGCUGAUUCGGGUGACGGGGGAAGCAGUAGUCUUCACUUGAUCUGUGACGUUGCCCCAGGCCAGCUCGUUGAUCUCGAUCCACAAUCCGAUGCGAUCCAGAGUGCCGUUGGGGUUUCCUAUGUGCACGACGUUUUCAUCUUGGUGAACGGGAACUCCCUCUCGUGUUCCUGGCCUUCCAACCUAGCGACAAAAUCACCAAAGAAGAGCAGCUUGGCUUUGUCAACAUCAAGCAAUCGGGUAGUGGAGAUGAGUUCGUUCCUGGACACGACAUGGAAGCUGGCCACCAAUCCGCAAAAAUUGAUUGCCGUGACGUUCGGCACCUGUCGCAUCGGGCAGGGUGCGUUCGUCUUGUAUCAAACCCCGAGUGGCGCUGUCAAGUUGCAAUUCCGGACAUUCUGUGGAAAAGGCUUUCAAGCCGAGCCCCGGUGUCCGAGCGGUGCGACCUGCCUCACCUCCUUCGUGCAUCCAAAGACGGGCUACUCAGUGCUCCUCGUGGGCGGAACAACCGUCACUUCGUUCACUACCCAGCAAUACACUUCGGCCACUUCGGCGGGAACGACUAUCAUCGGUGCCUCUCAGACCACGCCAUUGAAGAGCAUGCACGCCUCCGCCGCGGGAUCUAGCGUCAACAUCUGGUACACUACCGCGGAGGACAGUGCCUAUAACUACAUGGCCGACGCCGACACGCUAGCCAGCGGCAGUCUCGUCCCGAUUCUCGCAGCAGGCCACGGCUGCCGCAUGUCAGGUCUCGUCACGGCCAAGCCGUCCGCUAGCUCCUCGGCUUCUGGGGCUGAUAGCACCGUCCUCGUCAAGACCGUCCUCUUCGCCGACCACAGCAGCGAUAGCCUCAGGCUCAUGCAGCAGGCGUCCGACACGCAUCUAUGGCGCGCGCGUCCGUUCUACGCUGCUUCGGCCGCCGAGAACUUCACGGUCCGUGGGUACACUACGCGAGUGGAGGCCGUGUCGGACGACAGCGACGAGCGAGCCACGAUCCCCGGAUGUCAGCUGCACGUGGUGUGCUCCGGCUACCUGCGCGCCAUCGUCAACGGGAAGGUGGCCACAUUCUCGCGCGGCGGCGACUGGUACGAUGCCGAUCAGGCCGGGGCUCUGACAAUCAUCAGCGAGGCGACCGACAUCGCCAGUUCCAUCAUCCAUGUCGACGGCUUCAGGCCGGGUCCGGGCACGCCGCCGGACAGGGCUGAGACAGAGCCCGUGUUUUCGGUCGGAACUGUAGACCCGACCAGCAAGACGCUGGACCGGCUCCGCGAGAUCACGACCGGUAAACAGCUGCUAGAGGCAAGACUGAAAACCAGAGACUACUUAGUACAGCCGGGAAGUAUCACUUCCGAUGUUGCCGAGAAAGCCGCGAGGGCCAUUAGCCUAUUCCUAGAGCAAGUCGACGGCAAGACGGCACACUUUUCUAUUUUGGACAAGUUGGACCUUACAUCGUGGGUUCCUUUUGCUUGGGUAGAAGAGAAAGCCACGGAGGCUGCCAACUUGGUUGUCGACCGCGUAGGUGAGUACGAUGGUGUCUCGUUCGUCGUCUCCAUCGCUGAAGAUACAUACUCCUUCGUCGCCAACACGCUGGAGACGGCGAAGAAAGGCAUGUCCUGGGUACUAUCCAAGAUCGGUGUAGGUAUUGAGAAGCUCAUCGAGUUUGCCGGAUUCGUCUUCAACUGGCCCGAUGUUCUCAAUACUGUGGACAACUUCGCAGCCUACUUCAACUCCAGCGUAGACUACUGCACAGAGCGGGUUGACUCGCUCAACGUCGACAUCAAGGCCUGGCUCCAGCAAGUACGGGCCGCCAUCAAGGCAGACCGGCCGUCUCUCGAGCCGUUCAAUAACGGCAAACGAGAAAUAGAGAACUCGCCGGUGAAUGAAGAAAGCCACCGCAUUGUGUUCAGUGUCCCGUUCAACUGGUCAUCUUAUCAAAUGAUGCACGGGAUAGUGUUUGCAAGUGCGGCCACAGACGAACCAACAAGUAAGACCCCGAUCAGCAUCCUCAAACAUCAUUCCUGCCAAGACAGCGUCCUCUCCGACUUGUGGCAGCUUCUCGUGGACCAGUUCCAAACCGUCGCCACCUUGAUCGAAAAUUUAGCCGAUGGUCUGUACCAAAUCUUCAGCUCCAACAACUGGACUCUCGAAGACGUCGUGUCCAAGAUUACCGACGAUAUCUUGAACGCGGCUUUAAGCUCGCUUGAGAAUGUCGUUAAUGCUGUUCUGAAAACUGUCAGCCGUAUUUUCGGCCUGUUCAGGCAGUUGGCCAACACCGAGAUGGAAUUCCCCGUCAUCACGGCGCUGUGGAAAUUCAUCUCGGGCGAUCGCCCCCUCACGCUGCUCAACUUCUUCGCCUUAAUCCUGGCCAUCCCGACCACCGUCAUCUACAAGCUCGUCAUGGGGAAAGCCCCACCGCUCUUGGCUGGCAGGCUAACGAAGAAUACACUUGCCAAAUACAUCGACGGGGCUGAUAUCUCUGAAGAUCCAACUCUGGGGGCCGAUAUGAACCAGUUUGCACCAGCAGCUGUUGUCGUGGUUCAGUUCGUGGCACUACAGCUCUGGACGAUCAACACGGCUCUCCGCUACGCUCAGGGCUCAGGGACAAGUACGGCGAGCCCGGGCAAGCGCGUCGUCAUCAGUCCAUCUUUCGCCCUCCAGUCGCCCAGCCUGCACAACCAAGUGUUGAAUAAAGUCCAGGAAAUGCUCGAUGGUAGCAUGCUGGAUCUGAUCGAAAUAUUCCUGAGGCUUCCCACAAACCGUCACGACAGGAUGGAUUAUCUGCGCUGGUUUGUGAGUACACUUGAAUUUAUCCACUCCUCUCACUCAUCCUCCCUACCCUCUCUUCGCAGCAUUGGAGGUUGCCUUCAGUAG
Lasiosphaeria miniovina is the source of this 3138-nucleotide messenger RNA. RefSeq lists its product as uncharacterized. Lineage: Eukaryota; Fungi; Ascomycota; Sordariomycetes; Sordariales; Lasiosphaeriaceae. The transcript has 6 exons. The record is from RefSeq and is a predicted model, not a curated record. The coding region runs from base 1 to 3138 and encodes 1045 amino acids.